Molecule: messenger RNA, 3391 nt
Organism: Zophobas morio
Lineage: Eukaryota; Metazoa; Arthropoda; Insecta; Coleoptera; Tenebrionidae
Gene: Atg1
Product: serine/threonine-protein kinase unc-51
Exons: 17
Coding region: 380-2746 (788 amino acids)
Biological process (GO): autophagy of mitochondrion; axon extension; positive regulation of autophagy
Cellular component (GO): cytoplasm; autophagosome; cytosol
Molecular function (GO): ATP binding; protein serine/threonine kinase activity
Source: RefSeq, a predicted model, not a curated record
UUUCAUGUUUUUCGUCGCUAUUUUGUGUUCUACCCGUUCUGCCGUAACACUACCAACACAAAAACAUAAGAAAAAAUGUAUUAUUCAAAUUCUAGAGGGCGCCGCCAGUCAACAUGUUGAUAAUACCGAUUCCUACCUUGUUUGUUUUGCGUCGUGAAAAACGACAAAUAUGGCGUCGUAGCUGUCAGUGUUUGUGUUUCCCCACAAAAACAUUGCUUUUUAUUUCGGAAAUUCUGCGAUAACGCCCAGUUUUAUCAGAAUUUCAGUGACGAAAGUGUCUCAUACUUAUUGCCAAGAUGUAGAGGUGCGAAUAUUGAUAUCCACUUUUAGUGUUACUUCAUCCUUGUGAGUGAUUAAUAGCCUCUUAUUUUUGGUAAAAAUGGAAAGUAUCGGGGAUUACGAGUACAACACUAAAGAUAUAAUAGGGCAUGGAGCCUUCGCCGUCGUUUUUAAAGGACGUGAGAAAAAGAAUCCGUCGAUGACUGUGGCCAUUAAAUGCAUAACGAAGAAGAACAUCGCGAAACAGAGCUUAUUGGGGAAGGAAAUAAAAAUUUUACAGGAACUGACCGAGUUACAUCAUGAAAAUGUCGUCGCUUUGUUUGAUUGCAAGGAGUCGGCCAACAGCGUUUAUUUAGUGAUGGAGUAUUGCAAAGGGGGCGACUUGGCCGAUUAUCUGGGAGCCAAAGGCACUCUAAGCGAAGACACCAUCCGACUAUUCCUCAUCCAAUUAGCCGGAGCAAUGAAAGCUCUAUCAGCCAAGGGAAUCGUCCACAGAGACCUGAAACCGCAAAAUAUCCUAAUCACUUACGAUGUACCCAACCCUCCGCCGUCUCAGAUUAAAUUGAAAAUCGCUGACUUCGGUUUCGCGCGAUUUCUACAAGACGGUGUAAUGGCGGCCACGUUAUGUGGUAGUCCCAUGUAUAUGGCACCGGAAGUGAUUUUAGCCCUGCAGUACGACGCCAAGGCGGACUUGUGGAGCCUCGGGACCAUCGUGUUCCAGUGCCUGACGGGGAAAGCGCCCUUCCAGGCCAACACGCCGCAGGCGCUCAAACAGAUAUACGACACGACGAUGAAUCUGGUGCCAAAGAUUCCUCACGGUACCAGCCCUGAAUUGACCGACCUUCUCCUGGGUCUCCUCAAGCGCAACGCCAAAGAACGAAUGAACUUCGAUCAAUUUUUCAACCACAGAUUCUUGAAGAGGGUGGAAACACCAAAAGCUACCAGCCCCCUGCAAAGUGAUAUGCCUUUACCCAUCGGCACUCCACCAAGUACCUCCACCGUGCCAGUGAGCAGUCCGCGCCCCGUCAGAGGCAACUCGGUUUCGCACCCGGACCCACCAGAAUCUCCACGAUCUACAAGAACUGCUCUUAGUUCGAGCCCUGAAGAUGAUUAUGUUAUAGUGUCGAGAAACAUCCCGGACCAGUCAACUGAAAGUGUGGAACUGGAGAAACAGUUUAAAAUGACGACGGUGAGGUCGCCACCGGCACCAUGUGGUCCUGUUGCGAGUCCUGUGAGACCGACCUUCUUGCCGGUAGCAGAACCGGUUCCUGUACCCUCAAUGAAAGAUGUAUAUUUGCAGAUGACCAGUCAGACUGAAAAGAAAGAAGAAGUGCAAACUCCCAAUAAGCAGCCAGUUGUAAAUAGCAAUGUGCCGAGAUCACAGCCGAUCAGUAUGAAACGAUCGGAAAACAGGCCAAUGCAAAAUGACAUCGACAUUAGUUCCUUGUCGCCACCUUCUGUAAAAUUUGUAAUCGGGACACCACCCGGCGGUCGGCGGCGAUCUACCUCCGGGGGUAGCUUGUGCGAGACGCCGCCUCCGACGAACUUCUGGACGCCGUCACCAGUAGCAAAAACGGCACCUGUCAAUUCACCUCUUCGACGUUCGGUUUUUUCAGGGACGUCUCCUCCCAUGCUGAGUGGGCCUUUGGCCCGAAUGCCCAUUUUGAGCAGCCCUAAUUUAAAUAAUGAAAAUAAUAAUCCCAAUCGGUCGCCCAACAUGCCCUAUUGCACCAGAGCUGUGACCUUGCCCGAAAUUUCCGAAAUACGCAAUUAUGGGGUGUUUAAUGACAGUUACGACCAGCAUCCGAUUACGUUCCUGGCACCAGAGCUACCAGAAGAGACUCUUUUAGAGAAAGAGCACAACGAAACUCUAGCCAAAAUCAAUUUCGUAUUGGCCCUUUGUAACUGCAUCCUAGACCUGGCCGCCGUGCGUUCGACACCAAUCGGAGCCCUUCACGACUCCGUGCACCUCCAAACCCAAAUACAAAACGAACUGGUGAAAAGGGCCGAGCGGUUCGUCCUUUUGGUCCGAGCUUUGCAGCUUCUGGGCUCGGGAUUAGCGCUGGCCACCACACAAAUGAAGUCCGGCCAAUUGCGGCCGAGUUCGAAAGUAAAAAAUGUCAUGUCGAGUCUGAACAGCAAGUUCAGGACGACCUUGGCCGAAUGCAAGCAGAUGAACAGCACGGAGCUCAUGGCGAAGGUUGCGGAUAUCACGGCGGAUAAGCUGCUGUAUGAUCACGCUGUACAAAUCUGUCAGGCCGCUGCGCUCGACGAGCUCUUCGAUAAUCCGCAGCAGUGUUUUGAGCGGUAUCAAACUGCGCAGAUUCUGCUGCAUAGUUUGUCACAGCAAGUACCUCAGCAGGAUAGGGCGCUGCUCAUCAAAUAUAAAGAAGCGGUGGAAAAACGCCUCUUCGUUCUCCAGCAAAAAGGAUACGUAUAUUCGACGGAUCUCAGUCAGAUGAACUAAAGAAAAUCUGUUUCGGCGCCAAUUUAUUCCAGAUAUAAAGUAUAAUGUAGUGAUAAUUAGGCAAUUUUGCUGUUAUAAGUCGACUUUAUUUCUACACCAAUAUUGUGAUUAUUUGUAUUAAUAUUAUUUAGGUAUUGUUGAUUCUAACCAUAUCGCUUUAUAUAUAGCAACCGUUUCACCGACGGAGUAGAAGAUGAUUGAAACUGGGUAUUUUGUUUUGUGUUGGUACCAGAUCGACCCAUGACGAACGGAUACGCCCAGAAUUAUUCCGACUUUUUUGCGGGCAUCCCACUCGUGUUUUCAUUACUUGAUUGAAUUCUUUAAUUUCGAUAUGUACGCCAACGCGAUUGAUGAAUAAUGUGAGGUGUGUUCGAAUUGGGUAAUCCCUUGUUUCGGUUAUGCAUUCGCGCAACUGGAUAAAACAAAACAGUUGAUAUCGAAAACUGAAAGCUUGUCGUAAAAAUGUAAAUAUUAAGAGAAACCGUUGCGUAGUCUACAAUUGUCGAUUCUUCUCUUCCGCCAGAUUGCAUGUUGGGCAUGACAGGUGCGAUUACAAAGACUUGAGAGUAUAGUGAUUUAUCAUUUUUGUGUUUAAUUGUAUACAGAAACUCAUUAAAUAUGCAAUAAAAGUAAAUUUGUAGCGAA